This is a messenger RNA of Cyprinodon variegatus (sheepshead minnow), 780 nucleotides long. RefSeq names its product KIAA1143 ortholog. The transcript is spliced from 3 exons. Bases 131 to 601 code for a protein of 156 amino acids. The record is from RefSeq and is a predicted model, not a curated record. Lineage: Eukaryota; Metazoa; Chordata; Actinopteri; Cyprinodontiformes; Cyprinodontidae.
AGCUUCAAAAUUCCAGCGAGCCUCUCUCACUCCGGAUGUUCCGCAUCCUGAAGCCGAUUUUGCACCAAUUACAGCUUCUGAUAAUGUCAGUGUUUUGUUAGUGUUAGCUGUGUUUGUUGUAGAUCAUUUUAUGAUGAAUAAAGGGAAAGCGAGCGGCGUGUCGUGGAUCAAACCAGCUGAGCCGUCCUUUCUGAAGAAGUUUAAGACUGAUGUGGGAUAUAAAGAAGGACCAAAUGUUGACACCAAGCGUCAGGUUAUGCCCACACUGGAUGAUGACGAUGGCUGUGAUCGGGAAGAUGAACUUCCUCAAGUUGUUGUCUUAAAAAGCGGAGAUCUAACUGCAGAUGAGGUGAAGAAACUCACAGAGGAAAUGCAAGGCAAAAGAGGGAAAGGCGAAGAGGCUCUUUCUGAAGGCAAAAUUCUCUUCAAGAAACCAGCAAAGCGCUCAUCCUCAGACAAGUUUCAGGGCAUCACUGCAAGCUCCAGCAAAAAGAAGAACAACAGCGGAGAGCAGUUGGAAAAGGACAGAAAACUGGUGAAGAAUGUAAAAAAUAACAGCCUGCUUUCAUUUGGAGGCGAAGAAGAGGAAGAGAAUGAGUAACUGUAAGACUGUACCUCUAAGUCUAAAUCACAAGUUUAUCAUUCACAAUGAAUAUAAACCAACAAAUGAGUUUACUUCUAUUUUUGGCUGCACUUGUAUCAGUGUUGACUCAUGAAUUUGAAAACUGUUCAACUACAGCUGAAACUAUUCUGCCUAAAUAAACCACGUACCAAGGUCUA